CAAAACAACCCUGACUGCGUAGAGCGGCCGGCGGCGGAUGGGCUUUACAGGACGGAGAGUGUUUAACCGGCCGCCUGUGGAGGAAAAAACGGGUGUUUAUGGAAGCGGCGGAGCGGAGAGGAGCCGAACUCAGACCGGAAACCGAGACCGAGGCUGGGCUUUAAACCGGGGGGUCCCUCCGCGCUGCGCUGGGGGGCUGUAUUACCGCGGUGUGAGCGGGUCAGAGAGCCGGCCGGUGCGCGGCUGUAGCGGGGGCGCUAGAGCAGCAGAUGUUUGAGCCGCUGCAGGAGGCUUGUGUAGCUAGGCUAGGCUAAGCUAAGUUAGGUUAGCCGCCGCUCUGUAUCAGCUGUAGUUCACCAGCCGCUGUAUUAGUGUUUAUCCAGUCCGGGCUCGGCCUCGGCGGGACCGGCUGUGGGAUGAGUGCCGCGGUGUACGUUUUAUCCACGGUUACCGGCUACGUCCUGACUUCCGCACUGCUGCUGAAAUGCCCGUCGCUACUGCACCGGAGAAAGCGGGAGACGUUCCGCAGCAAACACAUCUCUCACCGCGGGGGUGCAGGAGAGAACCUGGAGAACACCAUGGCAGCCUUCAGGCAUGCUGUACAACUUGGCACAGACAUGCUGGAGCUGGACUGUCACUUGACUAAGGACGAGCAGGUGGUGGUGCUGCAUGAUUCCAACCUGAAGAGGUCGACCGGUGUUUGCGCCAACAUUUCAGAUGUGGCCUACGCUGAUCUUCCACCUUACUUGUGUAAGCUUGGGGUGACUUUCAAGCGAGAGUGUUUUGUAGAAGGUGGUGAAGACAAGAACAUUCCUCUGCUGCGAGAUGUCUUUGAGGCCUUCCCAAACACCCCCAUUAACAUUGACAUCAAGGUCAAUGAUGAUACACUUAUCAAGAAGGUCUCUGAGCUGGUGGUGAAGUAUGACCGGGAGCAUCUGACUGUAUGGGGUAACUCCAGGGACCAAGUAGUUCAGAAGUGUUACAAAGAGAACCCCCAGAUCCCGGUGUUGUUCAGCUUGCCCAGAGUGCUGAUACUGGUGGGGCUUUUCUACACAGGUCUGCUGCCCUUCAUACCCCUUAAGGAGCAGUUCUUAGAGAUUCCCAUGCCUUCCAUUACUACCAAACUUCGAGACCCCAGGCGGAUGACACGGGGUGAGCGCAUCAUCACUUGGUUGGCAGACACCCUUCUCAUGAGGAAAGCUCUAUUUGACCAUCUCACAGCCAGAGGAAUACAGGUUUAUAUAUGGGUGCUGAACGACGAGGAGGAUUUUAAACGUGCCUUUGACCUCGGAGCCACGGGCGUGAUGACGGACUAUCCCACCAAGCUGAAGGAGUUCCUGGAGAAGAACGGUGUCCCGAAGUCCGAGUGACCUGCUGCUGCUGACGGAGAGAUUACAGCCGUUUCCUUUCUUGCCUUUCUUUGUGGUCUCGCUGGGAGUAUCCUAAUCUUUUUUUUUUUUUUUUUUUUUUUUUUGCACAUCUGCGCUCCUGGUGUAAGGUAACAAAAGCAGCAGCAGCAGCCAUAAGCAUGAUGACCACUUUUUGAACACUAUGGACUCUUCAUUUGUUUUUUUUUUGUUUUUUUGUUAUUUAGAAGCCCUCAGUAGAUCUCUGAGUAGUAAACAGUUAAACAGUAAUCAUUUAUAAUCACAGCAACGCAGAAGAGCCGACGUAACAGUCCGUUCAAUCAUUUUAUUAAAGUGGUGUAUCGUCCCGUCCGUACUGAAUCCUCUGUUUCAGCAGUAUUAUUCUUAAUGUGAAGAUACGAUAAGUAAAAAUCAUUUUAUUCAAGCAUUAGAGGUGGCAUAUUAAAUAAUGGUGGGUCUUCAAAUGUUACGUUAUUACAUUGAUAUUUCAACUGUGUAUUUUCUAUUUUGAGAUAUUAAUGAGACACUGGAGUUUGUAAGGGCAUGAGUAGCCAGGUAACCAGCAGGGGGCGUCGUCGUUAUGCAUUUAGUGCGUUUUGGUUGGUUUGGCCUGGGUUCGGCCAGUAAUAGAGUAGUGCACAACUUGGAAGCAAAACAUGACUAAGUAGUGCGCCUCUUUUACACGUUUACAAGUGAACGCUUCUAUCGGUGAGCAUUUCUCUUGUACAGUCGUAUGCAAAUGUUUCAUAGAAUAAUUGUACAUGCUUGAUGCUUGAUUUAAAGAAUUUAAGUGAAUAUAAAUACGCAUUUUUUUAUUUUAUUUUUUUACAAAGAACACGCCUUACGUUUAUUUGCUAAGUGUCAUUGCAAAAUGACAUUCACAAUACUAUAGCACAUUAUAAUAUUUUCCAGUAUGAAACACUGACCAAGGCCAAAAGUCAUGGGACAGGAGAACAUGGGAACAUUUGCUCUCUUUUAUGGGAUAUGUAUAUAUAAAUAAAUACAUAUUUAUUUCUUAUUUUCAUCAUUAUUAAUUUAUUCACGAAAUGUAAUCACUCUCUCCUCCCACAAUAGAAUGUAGAAAUAACUACGUGGGAUAUCUUAGCAACUGUCUAGCAGUGUCAUAGCAACCACUUUAAAUAUAACAACAUUUGCCUAGAAACCACUUAGCAAAACAUCAGCAAUCAUUCUAGUUAUAAUGUAACCUGACUAGCAACCACCUGGAAUGACCUCAUUAACUUCCUAGCAACACCUUAUCACCACUUAAGAUAUGCUAGUAACUGCUUAGCUACCACAUAGCAACGCCUUAGCAAUAACUUAAGAUAUGAAGGAACCUGCCUAGCAACUACCUAAAAUACCUUUUCAACUGCCUAGCAACACCUUAGCAAUCACUUUAGAUCUGAGAUCUAGCAACCACUGGGACUCCUUUAUUAACUGCCUAUCAACACCUUAUUAAAUACCUGGAAUACCUUAUCAACUGCCUAGCAACACAUUAGCAACCCCCUAGCAACAACUUAGCAACACCUUAGCAAUCACUUUAGAUCUGAGAUCUAGCAACUACCGGGAAUCCUUUAUCAGCUGCCUAGCAACAUCUUACUAAAUGCCUGGAAUACCUUGUCAACUGCCUAGCAUGUCAACCUAGCAACCACUCAAAAAUACCAGAUACCACUAAUCACAGUCAUUACGAAAUCCGUCUCCCAUUCAUCUGGUUCCCACUACCAGGACGCCUUAAAUGAAUUUAUCCAAUAAUUCCUUUUUCUUGACCAGUGUUCAGCUCUCACAAGAUAUCACCUCGCACCUUAUACAUGUGUGGGUGUUAACAUGCUGUCCCCUGUGACCAUAACACAAUAUGGUCAGUUUACUGCUAUUCCAUGUCUUUUGGCAUGUCUAUCAGUAUAUCUUUAGCAAAUAAACAUAAACAAUGUUCUGAACUGAGCGGAGAAACAGUAUGUUUAAGUUCAUGUUCUGUAGAGCUUCAGUCAGACUGUAAACGAACUUUGGAUCGUUGUGGACUUUUGCAUACGACUGUAUAAAUCAGUGACUGAAAUACAGUGUUCUAUUACUGUAUGAAUUUUGUUAAACCACAAAGUUGUUUUUUGUGUCUUUUCUGCUGUGUCUCUCUUCAGCUUUUUCCAGAAUGAAACAAUGAGUUUUUGUUUGUGUCGUUCUGAAAGCCAAUCAGAAACUGCCUGUAGAUUGUUACAGAACGCUGGGGAGGAGUGGUGAAGGGCAUUGUUGUUGUAUUUAUAUUAUCUAAUACAAAUGAUGAUGAUGAUGCCCAGCUCUGCACAUAUUCUGUUCUGUUCUGACAGAAUGCCUUAACCGACACUUACUGGCCACUUUAUUAGAAACACCUUAACACCUUGUAGGUCCUACUUGUUUGCGGAUGGUUCUGCACAUUUAUUUUGCGUGUUUUCUGUUGUUUCUUCUGUUGGUUAAUCCUCUGUGGCUUGAAUUUUUUUUUGUUAUUUGGAGAGAAAAAAACAAGCACUGGUUAAAAAAAUAGUGCAUAAUGUUGUCCCAAGGCAACAAAUGAAAAUUCUGUUUAAAUAAGUAAAUAAAACCAAAUUAAAAAAUGUAAUUUAAAACCUCAAUAUAGGCGUUACCACUAGAAUUAGUAAAUUGCUGGUUUGAAUCCCGGUCAUGCAGCUUGCUAUCAGCAGCCAGAGUUGGAGAGAGAAAAUUUGGAGUCAUGGAUGCACAUAUACAUAUAUCUUAAUUGGAUUUAAAUGAAAAAAAUGUUAGAACAUAUAUUUAUCUUUAUCUAUUGCUGGUUUUGUGUCCUAUGUGACUUUGGUUGCUAAAAAGAUUGCUCCACCUCCAGAAUCUUAAACCAGAUUCUUCUUCUUCAUUUUAUUGAAAUGGAGACUUGUUGUAUGACAUAUUAAAACAAUAUUGUAAAAAUAUUUAAUUUAAUGUAUUGCUAAUUGCUAAAAAAUGGUGCCAUAGAGGGUUAAUACUGUCGGAUGGAAACUUUUUGUAUCUCCAAAAUGGCAACUUCACAGGAGCUGGAAAAACCUUAACUUUCAGUAGAAGUCAAAGUACAAAUAUUUUAAUCUAAGAAUUUUUGAAAUAUUUCUUUUGGUCCGUUCUGUAUAAUAUUUAACACAAUGAAGAAAAAGAACAGCAGCUAGAUUCACAUUGUGUCAAAUGUGGCAAAACAGCAGAAAUAUACAAAUAUACAUAGUAGUGGUCUAGCAGUGACUGAUUCUGUUGAAGAUCUGUUUCCAGCAGCUAUCCAAAUGUUGGUCUGAUUGUGCAAGGCUCGUGUAGUGAGGUGGAGUCCUAACUAAGGGGUGGAGCUUGAAAUUUAAGCAUCCAUCUUUGCAAUGCCGUCUGGCAGACUUUUGGAUCUUUCAAGGGGGGAGGCCAAAAUACAGGAAAUUUAAGGUAAAAAAACUCUUUUCAAGGACCGAUAAAGCCUGAUAACUUUUUUUCAUAGCUUAUAUAAUAGCAUUUCUGUCGGCUGCGCAGAUUUCCCAUUUAAACACGCUGAGCCUUCUCUGCUCUUGUGCACAAGCAGAAAGCUGAUUGGCUCUUUUUGUUGAACUGCGGGACUUCGUCCGCAAACAGAUGCCAUGUUGAGCAUCACAAGAACUCUUUAAUUCUUAUUUAAACCAGUGGCCAGUCUCCUCAUUUUACAGCAUAACGUCAGUUAUAAAUGGAGCUAUAUGGGAGGUGGACCUUUUUAAUAAAGUGGUCAGUAAGUAGAAGUAAAAUAUAUGGUAGGUAUAUCUAAAGUUUCUACUGAGUGUUAAAUUAGACUUGAGCUUAGAAGGGAAGAAAGUUAAGAUGGACUGAGGCUUAUUUUGUACAAGUGAUGCCAGACUUGAAUUAAGUUCUUGAAAAUAAGGACUUUUAUGUUGCCGAGCAGGUCAAGCACAUCGUGUCUAUUACAAGCAAAGCCAUGCGUGAUUUAUAGCUUUUAUAAUGUUCUUUACAUGACGGCUAUUCAUAGUUUGUGGCCCUCGCCCAUUUUGACAGAAGUAUUGAUGAUGUUUAUUUAUAUGAAACCAAGCAGUUGGCAGCAGUUUCGCCUUGUAAUGAGGGGAAUUGACAAUUGACAACUUAGAUUCCUACGUGUUAAGUCAUUAAAGCAAAAUAAAGCAAAUAUACAUUAUUUAAGGUUUGUGAAUAAAUACUGCUGAUCCAUGCUGAUUAUAAUGGGUUUAAUGGGUUUAUGUAAGUAGAUAAUGCAAAAAAUUGUAAUUUAUUGUCUAAAUAAUUCUCUUUUCCCCUUGUUUUCCCCCUUUGUUCUCUUAGCGUAGUAAAAUGUGUUUUGUAAUAUAAGCGUAGAGCAGAAAAAACCUGUAGGCCAGGUAUUAUAAAUGAUGAUAGCACAAUCAAAAACCUUGGCUGUAGCUGAAAUGGAUUCUUACUCCCUAUGUGGGAUCUCCUGGGCUCUCAGGUUUCCUCCCACAGACAAAUCAUGCACCUCUAAAACUGCCAUUGUGUUAAUAUAUAUUUAUAUAUGUUUAUAUGCCCAUAUAUGGAUUGCCACUCUGUUCUGAGUCUGUGAGGUUGUUUCCGGUUGAGAGUAUGCUGCGCACAAUUGGUUGACAACACAUGGGGCUGUUGUUUCAACUAUCUGUUGCUUAAAAAUGAGAAUCUCAGUGCAUUUUUGUCCACAUGCAGCUCAUGUAGUGAGCUACAGUGUUCACUGUGAGUUGUGAUGAGUGGACUGAAGGACAUUCCAAUGGCCUCAGAAUUACGUUAAAAUUCCACAAACAAGUAUUGAUUUCAACACUACUGAGAAUUGCUAAUGUACUCAAAAGCACUCUAAAUAUUAUACGUAAGUAUAUGUAAAUAGCAAGAAAAUAGGGAUCCAUUUCAGUCUCAGACCUUGUUUAAUGCAGUAUAUUUAUGAAUGUGGAAAAAGCCAUUCCAGGAUGCCAGUUAUGACAAGAGAUUUUUAUAAGUUUUAAGUGAUCCCAAAUGAUUUAAAGCAUCUUAGUAAUCUCUGAACAGCUUUACAUUAGUGCGUUACUUGUGUAAAUGAAAAUGGGAAGGUGACUGAAGGCGAUUUAAGCAUAAGCAUGCUGAAUAGCUUUAAAAAAAGAAGAGGGGGAAUCUAUUUUAAAAGCGAAUUCCUAAAACUGUUUCCUCACUUUGUUUCAUUGUGUCCUGCUGUUUGUGCAUCUUCUUUACACUGUAUGUAAUGUAUUUACUGUGGUCAUUUGCCAGUGGUUUCUUUGUGUGUGUGCAAUACUCUAUUGACUUUUAUUUUCAGCACAUUUGCACAUUGACUGAAUGUUUCUGUCAUUCCACAUUCAGAGGUUCAGUUGCUAUAUUGAUUUGAAUGCUGCAGUGAUUUGUAAAUACUUUGUCAUUGAAAAUAUUUUGAAUGAAGAUAUUCAUGCAA
Molecule: messenger RNA, 6729 nt
Organism: Astyanax mexicanus (Mexican tetra)
Lineage: Eukaryota; Metazoa; Chordata; Actinopteri; Characiformes; Acestrorhamphidae
Gene: gdpd1
Product: glycerophosphodiester phosphodiesterase domain containing 1
Exons: 10
Coding region: 417-1370 (317 amino acids)
Biological process (GO): N-acylethanolamine metabolic process; glycerophospholipid catabolic process
Cellular component (GO): endoplasmic reticulum membrane
Molecular function (GO): phosphoric diester hydrolase activity; phosphatidylcholine lysophospholipase A1 activity
Source: RefSeq, a predicted model, not a curated record